AUGUCAUCUUUAAAGUCUUUAAACAUUUUACCUUCCCUUGAGAAAAAAUAUCCCCUUGACUUUUCUUUUUCCAAAUUUCACGUGACUCGUCCUAAUCGAGCUGGUUACAACAAAAUUUAUGACAUCAGUAGAUCAAAAAGUUUCUUUUUUGAGUUAGUCGAUCAUUCUACAGACACCAAUGAAAUUCAUCUUAAAAUACACACAAAUGAUUAUCACAUGAAAACAACCCCAAUUAGUUAUCCUAACACAAGUAAACUCCCUAAUGACAAAUACCAGAUUAGUGUUAUGCCUGUCUCUUAUACACAUCUAGAUGUGUAUAAGAGACAGGUUAUGUCAUCUUUAAAGUCUUUAAACAUUUUACCUUCCCUUGAGAAAAAAUAUCCCCUCGACGUUUCUUUUUCCAAAUUUCACUUGACUCGUCCUAAUCGAGCUGGUUACAACAAAAUUUAUGACAUCAGUAGAUCAAAAAGUUUCUUUUUUGAGUUAGUCGAUCAUUUUACAGACACCAAUGAAAUUCAUCUUAAAAUACACACAAAUGAUUAUCACAUGAAAACAACCCCAAUUAGUUAUCCUAACACAAGUAAACUCCCUAAUGACAAAUACCAGAUUAGUGUUAUGCUCACACAUUUUUUUUCUUUACAAAGAGUUUUACCCAGGCGUAUUCAACAAAAAUUUUUUAAUUUUAUCCGAGAUAAAUUAUUACAAAGAAAGGCGAUUAUCAUGUCACGUGCUAGUAAAAUUGAUUCACGUAACACAACGACCAAAAACUUUUUUAAUUUCUCUUACAAACGAUAUCGUUUUCACUUUGGAAUAUAUAUUCCUUGUUCUCAUGAUUACAUUACCCCUGGAUUUCCUGGAUUCACUCCUCCAAAAACCAUUUGUAAAGUACCGACACCAUUCAUAAUGUCAGAUUUUAGAAGAGCUUGCGUCCUUCACCAACCCUUAUUCUUUAAAAAUGAUGUGUUUAUACAUAUUAAAAAUGUUAAAAAAGAACUUAAUGUUGAUUCAACAAAUCCUUCUUUAAAACCAAAGAUUUUUCAUGCUAAUCUUUUAUACACUCACUGGAAUACACAUAGAACUAAAAGAAUUUAUUCUCGAAGAUUGGGAAUUUCUUAUGAAGAAACGAUCCAUGCUCGUGAUCGCCACUCCAUUACACACCUUAAUAAUAAACAUAUAUAUAGGAAAAAACUUUGCAAUUUAAGUAUCCGACGUAGUCACAACCCUCGCGUGAGCAAGGCUCAAGAGACUCGUUUUGAUAGGGCUAAACGACGCAUUUUCAACACAAAAGAACAUAAUCGUAUGGACCUUAUACAGCAUAAAUAUGCUACGGCACAAAGAUAUCGAUUUCUGUUUUCAGAAACACAAUUUGUUCUUAAACCCAUCAAACAUCUUCUUUACAACCAAGGCCUCCAUCACGGAAAUUAUAAAUUUUGGACGCCCUUUUUUGGACGUCCUGGUAAAAGAUUUAUGACUACCACGAUUUACGAUACUCUACCAUCUUUACCCCUUAUUACGUAUACAGUAGCGCCCUACAAUCCAACCCCUAAUAUGUUUAUUCCUCACAAAUACAGAAAUAUAAUUCCUAAGGAACCGCUUUACACAGAGGAGGGUGUAUAUAUAGUUCCAGGUUCUAGAGAGUGGUUUACUUAUAUGUAUAAUUUACACAACAAUUUGCCCCCACCACUUACAAAAGCACAACGUCGUGCGUUACAACGUGAGAAUGAGCGUAUUGCUCAUUUUAGAUUGAAUCAAGAAAAUGCAAUUAUGCAAGGGACUUCAGUCUAUCGGGUUAAACCACGACAAUUUUUGAAGGAUAGGUUGAGUACAUUUUGUGAGCGUGUUCACGAUAAAAUGACGAAGUUGACAACCCAAUACUUGGAAACUGAUAACGAAAUUACUAAAUCAAAAGUUUAUAAGACUAUGAGUAAUUAUUGUACCAACAUAUUUGAAGAUGAUAAUAUUAGAUCUAACAAGUACCUGCGCUAUGGCAACCAAUCACACCUUGACAUGUUCGGAGUGCCAGUGGACACUUCCGACGAUGCUAAAGAGCUCGAACUCAGACCUAAAAAACGAAGAUUUUCUUCGCAUACUACUAACCUUUACCUGUCGAUUGAUAACACAGAUAGAUUCAAACGUAGACGUCUCUUUCCUGCCGUUAUGGACGACUCAACUGGAAAGUUUGAUUUUUUACAUAGUGGUUCUCUUUUUACACAUUUAGAAGCUAAUGAUACUAUUAAUUAUAAUUCUCCUUCAUCUUCAAACAUUUGUUUAUUUUAUAAUCCAUUAGAUAGAUGUUCUCACUUCUUUGGUUCUCUAGUUCCCUGUUUCCUUUUACCUGCUCCUUCAUCGGUCGUGUUGUCAGAGCAAAACAAAAGUUUUCAGUCCACUUCUUCUAAGACAAUAACAAGUGAAGUAAAUAGAAUUGCUGCAUGUUUAGCAGCUGUCAGAGCUAAUUCUACUAUAGUAGCACCAUCAGUUCAACAAAAACAAAGAGAAGCAAAUCAAGAAUUUGCUUUGAAUUAUUCAAUGGUUCAUGAUACUUUUAAUACCAAUAUAUUACCACUUGAUGUAAAUAUAUCAAGAUCAAUGGAAAAAGUUCCAACAGCGAUACAUAAAAUCAAAGCUUUGCAAGACGUGUUUCAAAAAGAGAUCAAUGAAAAAUUAAACAUUAUGUUAGAAAAAGUUGAUCAAUUAAUCACUCCUGAAGAUUCUUAUUGGAAGAAUCUAGCAUCAAAAACGUGCAAGGUUCAACUACCUCUUCUAGGCCUUUAUUCUGAUGAUUUGGAAUUUAAAAAAGGAUUUGAGAUAGAGUUGAUGAUGACAAAACUUUACAUAUGUCAUAGUGAUACAAAAAAAGGCAUGGGAAAGAAAACAACUACAGUGAUGGGUACCACCUUUACUUUGGCUGUUUGUGAAAUUGUUCUAAAUCCAAGACAUCCAAAAAUUUCAGUUAGUGAUAAUGCCCUUCAUAGACGUUUUAAUGAAUAUUUACAGAAUUCAAAAGAGAUAAUAGCAGAUAUUACCAAAGAUAUUAGUCGUGAAGAACUUGGUGAUUCAUAUGUUAGUUCGGGUAAUAAUGAUACUGGUAGUGAGGGUGAUGUUCAUAGUGAUAAAAAUAUAAUUAAUCAAGAUGAAUCUGAUAAAGAACAAUACGAAAAUGAUGGCAAUAUUGAUCAAUAA
Molecule: messenger RNA, 3180 nt
Organism: Rhizophagus irregularis DAOM 181602=DAOM 197198
Lineage: Eukaryota; Fungi; Glomeromycota; Glomeromycetes; Glomerales; Glomeraceae
Source: RefSeq, a predicted model, not a curated record